Messenger RNA from Xyrauchen texanus (razorback sucker), 2412 nucleotides. RefSeq names its product cadherin-12-like. The coding region runs from base 1 to 2412 and encodes 803 amino acids. Gene Ontology annotation, cellular component: catenin complex; plasma membrane; adherens junction. Gene Ontology annotation, biological process: cell-cell junction assembly; adherens junction organization; calcium-dependent cell-cell adhesion. Gene Ontology annotation, molecular function: cadherin binding; calcium ion binding. NCBI's taxonomy places the organism in Eukaryota, Metazoa, Chordata, Actinopteri, Cypriniformes, Catostomidae. The transcript is spliced from 11 exons. The record is from RefSeq and is a predicted model, not a curated record.
AUGCUGAGGAGGGACUGUCUGUUGGUAUUCCUGUGCUUCCUCUUUGGGCAGAGCUCCUGCGCUCCCUUCCAGAGCACGCCAGGGCAAGAGUGGCCACGCGGCCUAGCGGGACCCUCAGCGGCAGGGAGGAAUGGAGGUUCCAGGGGCUUCCAGAGGGUCAAGAGGGGCUGGGUCUGGAACCAGUUCUUUGUGCUGGAGGAAUACAUGGGCUCGGACCCACAGUAUGUGGGAAAGCUACACACUGACCUUGAUAAUGGAGAUAGCGGUGUGAAGUACACUCUGUCGGGUGAGGGGGCUGGCACAAUCUUCACCAUUGACCAGACCACUGGGGACAUACAUGCUUUACGCAGUCUGGACCGUGAGGAGAAGCCUUACUACACCCUACGAGCACAAGCUGUGGAUAUUGACACCAACCGGCCACUGGAACCAGAGUCAGAGUUUGUCAUUAAGGUGCAGGACAUCAACGACAAUGAGCCAAAGUUCCUGGAAGGCCCCUACACCGCUAGCGUACCAGAGAUGUCACCUGUGGGUACGUAUGUGAUGAGGGUGACCGCUACAGAUGCAGAUGACCCCACAUAUGGCAAUAGUGCACGGGUGGUGUACAGCAUACUACACGGGCAGCCAUACUUCUCCGUCGACCCCAAGACAGGAGUAAUCAGGACAGCUCUACCCAACAUGGACCGGGAAGUGAAGGAACAAUAUCAAGUUCUCAUUCAAGCCAAAGACAUGGGCGGCCAGUUAGGCGGUUUGGCUGGGACCACGACCAUCAACAUCACCCUGAGUGACGUCAAUGACAACCCACCCAGGUUCUCCAAAAGUAUCUUUCACCUGCGAGUACCAGAGUCAUCAGCAGUCGGGUCUGCGGUCGGCCGAAUCAAAGCUCAUGAUCUUGACAUAGGAAAGAACGCUGAGGUGAAAUAUAACAUUGUCCCUGGAGAUGGAGGGUCCUUGUUCGACAUCACCACCAAUGAACACAAUCAAGAGGGAAUAAUCAUGCUCAAAAAGCCACUGGAUUAUGAGACCAAAAAAGCCUACACAUUUAAAGUGGAGGCCUCAAAUGUGCACCUGGAUCCACGGUUCCACGGUUUUGGCCCAUUUAAAGACACAGUGACAGUGAAAAUCAACGUUCUGGAUGUGGAUGAGCCUCCCGUCUUUAGCAAACACUCCUACACAAUGGAUGUUUACGAGGACACACAACAAGGGACCAUUAUAGGAGCCGUGACCGCACAGGACCUCGAUUCAGGAAACAGUCCAGUCAGGUAUUCCAUCGACUGGAAGAGUGAUCUGGACAGUUUCUUCGAUAUUGACCCCGUCAGAGGAACCAUCUCAACCAAUGAGCUUCUGGACAGGGAGAGUAUAGCCCAGCACAACAUUUCUGUCAUGGCCACUAAAGUUAAUAACCCGGUGCUGACCAGUAGAGUGGCUGUCAUAGUUCAUGUGCUGGACAUUAAUGAGUUUCCACCAGAGCUCGCCAUGCCUUACGAAACCUUUGUGUGUGAGAGCACCAAAGUUGGACAGGUUAUUCAGGUCAUCAGUGCAAAAGACCAAGACCUCCCCCAAGCUGGACAAAGAUUUUCCUUCAAAUCUCCUCAAGAGGGAGUGAAGAACAAGAACUUUACCAUCAGAGACUUUGGGAAUAACACUGCCGGGGUGGUGGCACUCCGUAGCGGCUUCAAACGGCACUCUCAAGAGAUCUACUAUCUUCCACUUGCGAUUGAGGAUGGAGGCAUCCAGACAUUGAGCAGUACCAGCACCCUCACCAUCCAUGUGUGCGGAUGUGAUGCCAAUGGAUCUUUAUUAACUUGCAGCCCUGAAGCUAUUUUCCUUCCAGUGGGACUCAGUACCGGAGCCCUGAUUGCUAUUCUGGUGUGCAUCAUCAUACUGCUGGUGAUCGUGGUACUCUAUGUGGGUGUGCGGCGACAGAAGAAGAAAGAGACUCUUAUGACUUCCAAAGAGGACAUCCGUGACAACGUUAUCCAUUAUGAUGAUGAGGGAGGUGGUGAGGAGGACACGCAUGCCUUUGACAUGGGCACUCUUCGCAAUCCCAAAGUCAUCAAGGAAAACCUCUUUCGUCGAGACGUUAAGCCCGAGUUGGGUUUGGGUCCACGACGCCCAAUAGCCUCGCAGAAUAGUGCUGACAUCUGCAACUUCAUUAGUCAGCGACUGCAAGAACAUGAUGGCGACACUUCAGCGCCGCCCUACGAUUCGCUCGCCACCUAUGCCUAUGAAGGCGAGGGCUCUGUGGCAGAAAGUUUAAGUUCUAUAGAGUCCACAAAUGGUGAAAUAGAGGAGGACUACGAUUACCUCAAUGAGUGGGGGCCUCGAUUCAAAACCCUUGCAGGGAUUUUUGGAGAACGAUCAGAGAGCAUAUCGGAUGUAACAUCCACCACCACCACUGAAAAUAAACACUGA